CGGAGCGGCGCCCGGACCGGGAGGAUCGCACGGGUAGCGACGCCAGCUUUGUGUUCCUCCCUUCGUGGCUCACCUGGCCGUCCACGCCCGCAGCAGCGCCCGCACCCUGGAUUCUGUGAAUCAGGUAUUUACUCAGUGCCAAAACUAGAGGCUAAAGACAUGCAUGGGCUUUAAAUGCCCAUAUCUAUAUUUGGCUUGAGUGAAAAUAGACCAAAGAACUGUGAUUAAUCAUCACUUUGAUGAAUGUAUGUUUUGUGGAGUACCGGAGACAGUCGUAUUGUGUCGUACAAAAGCGUAAUAUUAUGAGCUCCUUGACGUAAAGUAGCGAAAUACGGCUCAGUGACGCCGGCCACAGAUGGAGGAAGGGAUGCAGACCACCAUCAGGAGAGACUGUGGGGAGGAGAGCACCGGCCAAGACGGGCUCCUGGACCAGGCACCUGGUGCUCCUCAGACAGAUUACAGCAACACGGCCGUCACUGAACGCUGCACUGAGCCCCCCACACAUGUCGAUUUCGGCGAAUCCGAGGAGAGCACCCCGCAAUUCCAACCUUUGAUCCAACGCCCCUUCGAAAGUGAUGUUACUUUGAUUGAGACAAACAACAGCAAUGAUGAUAACAAUAAUAACAACAACAGCAGUAGCACCAAUGUUCCUGGCAACAUCAGAGGCCCUGAUCCUUCCUCCCAGACCCAGGUGAAGGCAGCAGGAAGCGAAGAAAGCGCGAGCGAUGAAGCGCGUGACCCAGCUUCUCACCCGACACUUGCAGACGAAGGGGCGACGGAUCUCAUGGCCUCGAUUUGCCGGGUUCUUCCGGAAUUACACAACAUCAAUGGGAUGCGGGCCAUCGACUCCGAUGUGCUGGUCAACGAGGCUGUGAAUCAAGAGAUGGUGUUCGGCACUCUGUGUGACCUCUCAAGCUCAAGUGCCAGCCUACCCCCAAAGGACCCCACGUGUUGUGAUGCUGGUAAUCACGACACGGGUGAUCGAAAGGUAGAGGAGCCACCUUCGCAGGAAUCUUGCCCUCUGGCUAAGGGCGACCAAGUCUCAGACGAAAACCCGUCGACUCCGAGUCCAAAGCAGUCCUUGGCAGAAGGAGCGGAGUCGCAUGAAAUAGCGGAAGCCCCAGACGGCCCUGAUCCAGUCCUGGAGGGAAAGGAAGGGCAGAUACAAAGUGGAAACAUGCCACAGGAUGAAAUUGAUGCAGAUAAUAGCUUAAUCGUUGUGCCAAAGAUCGAUGGUGUGGAAGGAGGAGGCGUCUGUGACCGGGUAAUGGCUGCGGCGGAGGAGGAGACGAAAGCCGCGAAGAGCGAUGACGAGUACAAAGCCGAGGCGACAGCGCAAGAGGCCUCUGCCGACGCGGAGUGUCGACAGGGAGGCCAUGAAACAAAGUCAAGUACGGAUAUGCUAAUGGAACUGGACAAAGGACGGGAAGCCCAUGAUGGCACCGGUGCGUCAUGCGAGGUCCGUAGCCAUGACGAAAUGCAAGCCGAUGGUCAGACGGAGGACGGAUGUGGUGGCAGCAGCACCGCGGUCGGUGAUGCCGUGUGCAAAGAAAGCGAGGGAAAUGAAGGAGUGAACGCUGUGGCGGCAGUCGAGCGGGCCGACGACGAACCACACUACGCGACAGUGAAGAAGCCAAUGCCAGUGCUCAUGCCCGUGCCCGAGGCUUGCGUUGAACCAGACGCAGAUGUGCAGUGUUGCAGAGCCCUCGGGGAAGCGGGUGGCGAGGGUUGUAGUGGUGCCAAAGAGGUCGUGAAGACCGUUGACGACCAACCCUAUCAGCGUGUGUGUGAGGAGACGCUGAGUGCAGAGGAGAUAGGUAGGCCGCCCUCUUCGGAGUGCCCCGGUGGCGAGGGUAGGGAGACUGGCGGCGCCCUUGGCACUGACCGCUUGCCAGUCCCCGAACCAAUCUACGAAAGCAUCGAAGAUAGAAAUGAAAAAAACGGCCAAGAUUGUGACUCACGGUCGAGCAGGUCGAGCAGAUCAAGCCGGUCGAGCACCCUGAGCGGACCCUGGUGUGAGGACCGCAUCUACGAGGACAUUUCGGACUUAGGGAGCGGCGGCGGCGGCGGCGGAAGCGUCGGGGGCGGCAGUGGCGGCGGUGGUGGCGGUAGUAGCGGUGGCGGGGGGAGCGAGGAGACGUGGGUGUCCCGACGCCUCCACGUGCACCGGCAGUUGUCGUCUUCGGAUUCCUGGGGCUCCGAGGACUUCGAGUCUUACUCCAGCAACGAGGAGGACAACGGUACAGGCUCAGUCAAAAACCAGGCGCCAAACCUGGAGAACUUCAAACAACGUUUAUUACGUAAGAGAGAACAGUGGAGGGAGAGGCGGCAAUCAAGUAAAACCUUGAAAGAUGCCAUACGAAAGGACUCAAAGGAAGAUCAACCAAAGGAAUCAGCCAAACUUGUGGAGGACAAUCCUCCCUCCACACCAGACAACAAACUAUACAGAUGGUUUUCCUUACGCAAAAGUGUUAACUAUGAUGUUGAACGACGGAGCAGCACCAUUGCCAAUACUGAGCGCACCAGUUCAUAUACCACCACGAGCAAUGGUACCAGCACAGUCACUAACCACAGAAUGCCACAGUUGCUUGAGGAAGGGGACACAGAGCAUGGGGGGCUCUUCUCUGAAAAUGGUGGGGUGUUUGCCCACACCUUUCAGCGCCGGCACCAACCUCCAGCGCUACCUCCCAUGCCACAGGGCCUCAGUCCGGAGCAGAUCAAAAGGCGACAUAUUGUUGCUUCAAUAGUUCACAGUGAAAAUAACUAUGUAGCAACUCUUCAAAGACUAGUCAAUGACUACAAAAAACCUUUGGAUGAUUCCAAACCUCCUAUUCUCAAUGCAGCCAAACUUUCCACCCUCUUCCAUCGAGUAUCAGAGAUUCUUCAGUGCCACACCUUAUUCCGAAUUGCUCUCGCAGAGUCAGUGCGACAAUGGGACAGAGAGGAGAAGAUUGGAGAUGUGUUUGUUGCUUCUUUCUCCAAGGCUAUAGUUUUGGAUAUCUACAGCGACUUUAUUAACAACUUUACACGUGCCAUGGAAGUUGCAAAGCAAGAAUCGAAAAAGAAAACUGCUUUUGCUGAUUUUCUGAAGAUGCGUCAGAUCACCUCGCCUGAUCGACUGUCAUUCUUUGGGCUCAUGGUAAAACCAGUGCAGCGUUUUCCCCAGUUCAUUCUUUUCCUCCAGGACCUACUGAAGCACACUCCUCAAGGGCACCAUGAUCGCAUGUCCCUUCAGUUAGCAUUGACCCAGUUGGAGUCACUGGCAGAGAUGCUCAAUGAGAGGAAACGUGAAGCUGAGCAGUAUCAGGCCUUCCGAGAUACACUGAAACACAUCAAUACCAAAUUUGCACUGCGGGGAAUUCAGGAGGGUAACCGCUACUUGCUACGUCAAGAUGAUGUUUUGCAAUUGGAAUUCAACCAGAAUGGAUUGAUAAGCAAGAGUAAGGGGCGUCGACUAUUCCUUACCAAUGAUCUGAUCAUGUGUGUGACUGUUGUACCAAAGACAAAUGAGGACUAUGGACAGCAGAAUGAACGUCUCUCUCUAAAAUGGGCUUUUCCAGUCACAGAUGUUGAGAUCCAAGACACAAGCUCUUCACCAACUCUGAGUCGAUUAUUGGCAUCUGGAGUCAACAAAACGGGAUCCAUCAACUCGGCACGCAUUCCUGAAGAGACUAUGGGCUCAAAUGUAGAUAAUCUUUGCCAGGAAAUGAAUGACCUGAUGCAUGAUUAUGAAAUUGUGUCUCGAAUCUCAUCUCUUAUAACAUCCUUGAGAGGAACCUAUGAGGUGUAUGUAGGACUUUGUAAUGGGUGUGUGCAAGUUUACCGCCGAGGUGCUGAUGGAGCAUGGCAACUGCGAGAACCUCUUAACAUUUUCCUAGGAACUCAAGGGGUGACUGCUCUCCUGCCCAUAAACACACAUGUAUAUGCUGCUUGUGGGGACCAUGUUCAUGUAAUAGACUGCUUCACAGCUGAAGUUACUAAAAAGUUCUCGGUCCAUCAUGAAGGUGCUGGUGGUGUACAGCUAAUGGCUCAUUCUGGAAUUGGACUAUGGAUUGCUCAGAAGAAAACUGCGACCAUCUGCCUUUACCAUACUGAAACUUUCAGACACUUGCAGGACAUCAAUGUAGCUUCCAAUGUUUGUCGAGUUUUGGGUGACAAAGGUCCAGCACCUUCAACCAUUACAGUCACUGCUUUGCUGGCAUCACGAGGUCUUCUGUGGGUUGGCACCAAUGUUGGUGUAGCUCUCACUAUUCCUUUGCCACGAUUAGAAGGUGUGCCAAUCAUAAGCGGUCGUGCAAAUAUCAGUUAUCAUGCUCACCGAGGCCCCAUUACUUUCCUCUUAACGCUUCAACCUCAUGCAAGACCACAGGCUACAUUACCUGAGUUGCGACCUGGUUCUCGUCCAUCAUUGCAGGACAGCCAUAGCCAGUCACAACAAGAAAGUUCAAGGAUUCAAUCUUCCACUGAUGAUACACGAAGUUAUGUAAGCACACCAACUCCAACCUCAAGACUAGAGAAGCAGCAGAGUGAUGGGAGCCUCAUUCCAUCAAGGCGUGUACCCCCAAGGUUACGACAGCAACUUAGCAGUCCUGUCAUUCUGAGGCGUAAACCCCGAGAUGCACAUCAGCAGCAUGUGCGACGCCUUUCCAAGACCUUGCCCAGAGGUUUGGGGCUCGGAACACUUGCAGGUAGUCAGGAAUGUGAUGUUUAUGGUCUCUAUGGAGACUUGCUAAAUGUCCAUGAAUAUGAAGAUGAACCAAUGGUAAUUGGGGAAGGUCUCUUGCUUUCUCGUUAUGAUUCAUUACGCCGUAGUGACCCAGAAUUGGCAGUACCUGCACAAGUCAGUACUCUUGAUCGUCGAGUGAGGUUGAAGGCCUCACGCCCACGUUCCUUGGACCUCUCAACUUGGUCAGUAGACUCAAGAGCAUCAUCAGCUUGCACAACAUCUUCAGGCUCUGAAGAUGGCAGUGGGGGCAUGAACAGUAUCCUGACAGCAACUUCUUCCACAACUCCAUGUGACUCAGGAACUCAUGCAUCAAAUGUUGGCACAAAUAGCAGAUCAGCCACAACUGGCCGUCGAAAAGAAGGGGACCCAUCUCGAACACUGAUGACCUUAAUGGGUGGGCGAGGGUAUGUUAAUCUGAGGCAUGUGUUUGAGGGCCAACAAAGCUCCCAUGCUAAUGACCGUGAUGCACAUGUUGUGGUGUGGGAGAUGAAGCUUUAAUUAUCUUUCUUGCCUGACUUCCUUUAACUUAUUUAUCUGACUUUCUGUUACUUUUACAAACCCUGUGCAAUUGUGAUAUGUUAAAGUUUUGUGUCCAUACUUAGAAUGGUAUCCUCUGUGUUACUAUAUAGGCAUUUGAAUUGUCUAGUUGAAGUGAUUGAUGUUCAGCUUCCAUCACAACAAAACUUGAUGUUGUCUUUGUAUUUAGUGUCAUAUAACGCUUAUGUCGAGGCUGCUUUAUAAGAAAAGAAAAAUAUCUAUAUACUGUAAAACUAUAUCCCAACUGUUCAAGUGUAAAUAUCAGAUGAACUGCUAUUUUAAAUACAUUAUUUUGGUCAAUAUUGCAGACCUUGCCAAUCUGCUCCGAAAGUAUUGUCUAAGUCUAUGUAAUAAAGAAACAUUAUUUUGCUGAA
Penaeus monodon (black tiger shrimp) is the source of this 5637-nucleotide messenger RNA. RefSeq names its product rho guanine nucleotide exchange factor 10-like. Lineage: Eukaryota; Metazoa; Arthropoda; Malacostraca; Decapoda; Penaeidae. Gene Ontology annotation, molecular function: guanyl-nucleotide exchange factor activity. Gene Ontology annotation, biological process: positive regulation of stress fiber assembly; actin cytoskeleton organization. The record is from RefSeq and is a predicted model, not a curated record.